UUACUAUGCCAAAAUAAAGAAAAGAAAAGGAGAUACUUUAUACUAAUGAAAGACACGUAAUUAAAAAGAAAAGGGAAAAAGUUACGAUGUUGACAACUAAACCAACAAGCCCUCGAACCUUCACAACUUUGAGGAGAGAGAUAACCUGUUUCUGUUUGUCUGCCUUUCUUCUUCCUCCUCCUCCUUCUUCCUUUUUCUUUUAAUUCACAUUCUUCUUCAUUUUAAAUUUAAUUGCUCUCUUCAAUUCCCAAUCUUUAUAUUUCCUACAAUUCAAAUUCAUAAGAAGAGAGGAAAAUCUCAUUUCAAAUCAUAUCAUAUCACAUCAAAUCCCCCAAUUAUAAUUGAUUAUUUUAAAAUUCACCCAUUUUAACAGACCAUUUUGUGGUGUUAGUAUCAUCAUAUUGGGUAUGGAUUUGUAGAGCUUUUUCGUCUUCUCCAAUUUUAUUCGAAAGAUAAUGUCAGGUUUUGAGGAGUGCGGGAUUGCUGAUGAAAACUCAGGGAACGUUGAUGACUUUGAUGAUGAGAGAAGACGGUCCAAAAUUGGAGUUUUUAAAAAGAAGGCAAUCAAUGCCUCAAACAAGAUUACUCAUUCACUCAAGAAAAGAGGAAAAAGGAAGGUUGAUUUUAGGCUUCCUUCUAUAUCAAUUGAAGACGUAAGAGAUGCCAAUGAGGAAUGUGAGGUCUUUAAGUUGCGUCAAAAUCUCCUUGAUCGGAAUUUAUUGCCUACAAGGCAUGAUGACUACUAUACUUUACUUAGGUUCUUGAAGGCUAGGGAGUUUAACAUUGAUAAGACGGUGUUGAUGUGGGAAGAAAUGCUUAGAUGGAGAAAAGAAUUUGGAACAGACACAAUAUUAGAGAGUUUCCAAUAUGAGGAGGUUGAAGAAGUCAUCCAGUAUUACCCCCAGGGAUACCAUGGAGUUGACAAGGAAGGGAGGCCAAUUUACAUAGAGAGACUGGGGAAAGCCCACCCUAGUAAGCUCAUGCAGAUCACUACUAUCGAUCGGUACUUGAAGUACCAUGUCCAAGAAUUCGAGAGGGCUUUGCAGGAGAAAUUUCCUGCAUGCUCUAUUGCAGCGAAGAGAAGAAUUUACUAUACAACAACAAUCUUGGACGUGCAAGGAUUGGGGAUAAAAAACUUUUCUAGGACUGCAGCCAACCUUCUUAAUGCAAUGUCUAAGAUAGACAGCAACUACUAUCCAGAGACGCUACACAGAAUGUACAUUGUUAAUGCCGGUUCUGGCUUCAUAAAAAUGUUGUGGCCUGCUGCACAGAAGUUUCUGGAUACAAGAACAAUUGCUAAGAUACAGGUUUUGGAUUCAAAGUCACUCCCAAAACUAUUGGAAGUUAUUGAUUCAAGCCAGCUACCUGACUUUUUGGGUGGCUCAUGUGCUUGCUCUGGCCAUGGUGGUUGCCUAAGGUCCAAUAAAGGCCCCUGGAGUGAUCCAGAAAUAAUGAAACUUGUGCAUAAUGCAGAAUCAACCCUUGUGAAGCAAAUCACUAAAGUGUCACAUGACCAGAAAUUUGAUUAUUAUGUUCAAGUGAUACCGCUGAAGGGAAAGAAUGGCUGUAAAGCGGCAGCUGAAUUAGUUUCUGACACUGAUGAUUGUAGCUGUCAUCCUGAACGAAGGAGCUCGGCCUUUUCCCAUCAAUCACCAGGUCAUGGAGAAACAGAAUUGGCCGAAUCAAAUGUUUACUACUGUCGAGAUGACCAUUUUUCUGCAGCUGCUAAUGUAGUAGAAGGUGAUGGAUUGAGAAAGCCUUUAAAUUCUUCUUGUACGAGUGGUAAUGGAAGUUCAGUUACAAAUGAGCCUGAUUUUGGAGGUACUUCCUUCAUAUAUCGGCUCUGCAGAUUCAGAGUUAGAGCUGAAAACUUGAACAUUCGAUCCCUCACAAAUUUUCUGAUAUCUUUGCUUGUGAGAAUCGCUUCUUUAUUCCGGCUAGUGCCUUUUUGGCUUUGGCCUUGGAGAUGUCAGAAUCUUCUAUCUAAUGUAGCUGACCACAAAGAGAAAAACCAUCAUGCACAAAUAAUUGAAGUUGAGAACGGACAAAACAGUGUACACCCUUGUCUAGAACGUCUUCAACGAAUAGAGAAAUUGUGUGAAGAGCUUAGUGAUAGACCAGUGACUUUCCCACCAGAAAGGGAGCAGUUGCUUCAAGAAUCUAUACGAAGGAUCAAGAGUGUUGAGUGUGACCUUGAGAAAACAAAGAGAGUGUUGCAUGCUACUGUGAGGAAGCAAGUUGAGAUAUCUGAAUUUCUGGAAACCCUACAGCUGUCCACAUGCCAUCAUCGGAGGAGGAUUUUUUCCUGCGGGUUAUGAAAUUCUACAACUGACCCUUUGAGUACAUAAAAGUUAUAGGCUCCUAACUAUGACGAAUAUUAUUUUCGUCCCUUGGCUGCUUCAGUUGAGGAGAUUUGCACAUAACCAGGAAGUUGCUCAUGGAUACUGGAUAGAGAUCAGUGAGUGUUAAAAGUUAAUAGAAGUAUUUGCCAUUGUAUUAGUGGCAUAUAUGUUGGAUUAUUUCUUAAUUUUGUCCCCACAUCACACACAACUUUCCAGGCAGCAUUGUCCGUUGUUUACCUCCUCUGAUUAUACGCGGUAAGGACUAACGUCAAUGUACUGUAUAACUUUGCUAAUGAAAAUUUCAAAAAGGUCAUUA
This is a messenger RNA of Chenopodium quinoa (quinoa), 2658 nucleotides long. RefSeq names its product phosphatidylinositol/phosphatidylcholine transfer protein SFH13-like. The coding region runs from base 456 to 2318 and encodes 620 amino acids. The record is from RefSeq and is a predicted model, not a curated record. Lineage: Eukaryota; Viridiplantae; Streptophyta; Magnoliopsida; Caryophyllales; Amaranthaceae. The transcript is spliced from 15 exons.